AAUACAGCCAUUGCGGUUUUCCAUCAUCACAACUGCACAAAAUUUUAUCCAGUUUAUUUAAAAAAAGGAAUACAUGGCUCAAAAUAGGACAGUCAAGAAAACACGAAGUUCUCGAACAACACAACUGCAAUAUACCAAAAUGUUGGAUUUUUUAAAUUUAAAUAAAGGUCUUGCUGAAGGAAAAUACAGUUCUUUACAUGGAAAAGAAGAGACACAAAAAAAGUGGACAGAGCUAGCUGCAAAAUUAAAUUAUGUUCAAGGGAUGACAAAAACUGCCGAACAGUGGCAAGUGGUUUGGAGAGACUUGAAAAGUCGUACUUCUGUGAAAGUACGCGAUUUGAGAAAGGCUAAGGAUAAUAGGAAACAAAUUCAAACAACCUGCAGAAUUGUCAGAAAUAGAACUGCGGGUUAUUGA
This is a messenger RNA of Atta colombica, 415 nucleotides long. RefSeq lists its product as uncharacterized. The transcript is spliced from 5 exons. The record is from RefSeq and is a predicted model, not a curated record. Bases 74 to 415 code for a protein of 113 amino acids. NCBI's taxonomy places the organism in Eukaryota, Metazoa, Arthropoda, Insecta, Hymenoptera, Formicidae.